Messenger RNA from Thamnophis sirtalis, 291 nucleotides. The record is from RefSeq and is a predicted model, not a curated record. NCBI's taxonomy places the organism in Eukaryota, Metazoa, Chordata, Lepidosauria, Squamata, Natricidae.
AUGGAUGAUGGAAAGGUUGAGGUUACGAAAGAAGGAGUAAAGCUGUGCACCAUGGGGCCUGGGAAGGUGUUUGGAGAACUGGCUAUCCUAUACAACUGCACUCGGACUGCUACCGUCAAAACUCUCGUAAAUGUGAAACUUUGGGCUAUUGAUCGGCAAUGUUUCCAAACAAUAAUGAUGAGGACUGGCCUUAUCAAGCAUACAGAGUAUAUGGAAUUUUUAAAAAGUGUUCCAACAUUCCAGAGCCUCCCUGAAGAGAUCCUUAGUAAACUUGCUGAUGUUCUUGAAGAG